This is a messenger RNA of Zea mays, 1905 nucleotides long. Its product is annotated as premnaspirodiene oxygenase. Bases 117 to 1646 code for a protein of 509 amino acids. Gene Ontology annotation, molecular function: oxidoreductase activity, acting on paired donors, with incorporation or reduction of molecular oxygen; monooxygenase activity; heme binding. NCBI's taxonomy places the organism in Eukaryota, Viridiplantae, Streptophyta, Magnoliopsida, Poales, Poaceae. The transcript has 2 exons. The record is from RefSeq and is a predicted model, not a curated record.
UUUUUUUUUUUUUUUUUUGGCAACCUGGAUCAUGUUAGCACUACACUUAAACGAACUCUGCUCUACUAUGCAGUACUACUAGAAGUCAAGGAAAACUCCGAGGUGCAACUGAAACCAUGGACCAAGAAAUCCAAUCAUCCUACCAUCACCUCUUCUUGGUGGCGAUCCUGCUGCUGCCGCUCCUCGUCGUCAAGCUCAGGCGGCGCAACCACGGCAAUAAACCGCCUCCCGGCCCAUGGCAGCUCCCGGUGAUUGGCAGCCUGCACCACCUCGUGGGCGCGCUCCCGCACCGCGCCAUGCGUGACCUGGCGAAGCGGCACGGCCCGCUCAUGCUGCUCCGCCUGGGAGAGCUCCACGUCGUCGUGGCGUCGUCGCCCGACGCGGCCCGGGAGGUCAUGAAGACACACGACGCCGCGUUCGCAACGCGGCCCCGGACCGCCACCAUCCGGGAGCUCACCCGGGAAGGCCUCGGCAUCGCAUUCGCGCCGCACGGCGAGCACUGGCGCCAGCUCCGCAAACUCUGCGUCACCGAGCUGCUCAGCGCGCGGCGCGUGAUGUCCCUCCGCCGUGGGCGCGAGGCCGAGGCCGCCAACCUCGUCGCGUCCGUCGCGUCGUCAUCGAAGCCCGUGAACAUGAGCGCCCUCCUCGCCACGUACGUCACCGACGCGGUCGUCCGUGCCGUGGUGGGCGGCCAGAUCAGGGACCGCGACACGUUCCUGGAGAAGCUGGACGAGGGCGUCAGGGUGGCCGCGGGGUUCAGCCUCGCCGACGUGUUCCCAUCGUCCAGGAUCGCGCGAGCGUUCAGCGGGGCGGCGCGGCGCGCGGAAGCGCACCACCGCGCGAUGACACUGCUCAUGGACGGCGUCAUCGCGGAGCACCAGGAGAGGAGGGCGGCCGGUGCUGGAAACGACGAGGAAGACCUGCUAGACGUUCUACUGAGAAUCCAGAAGGACGGCGGCCUGCAGGUCCCCCUCGACAUGGGCACCAUCCGCGCCGUGAUCAUCGAUCUUUUCAGCGCGGGGAGCGAGACGACGGCGACGACGCUGCAGUGGGCCAUGGCGGAGCUGAUGCGGCAUCCGGCGGCGCUGCGCAAGGCGCAGGCCGAAGUGCGUCACGUGCUCGCCCGUCAAAACCGCGUGCCGGAGGACGCCCUGCCAAAGAUGCAUUAUCUGCAGCUGGUCAUUAAGGAGACUCUGCGUCUGCACGCUGCAGUGCCGCUGCUUCUCCCGCGUGAGUGCCAGGAGGAGACGCGCGGCGUCCUAGGGUACGACGUGCCCAAGGGUGCCAUGGUGCUGGUCAACGCUUGGGCCAUUGGCCGGGACUCCGCGAGCUGGGGCCCCGACGCCGAGGAGUUCCGGCCGGAGAGGUUCGAGGACGGCAGCGUCAGGGCGGAGGUGGACUUCAGGGGCACGAACUUCGAGUUCGUGCCGUUCGGCGCCGGACGGAGGAUCUGCCCCGGCAUAGCGCUUGGCCUCGCUGUCAUGGAGCUCGGUCUCGCUAGCCUCCUCUUCCACUUCGACUGGGCGCUCCCCGGUGGCGCUGUGCCGGAGGAGCUGGACAUGACCGAAGGGCUCGGAAUCACGGCGAGGAGGAAGAACGACCUGUGGCUGCAAACCACCAUAAGCAUUCCAGUUUCUCUAAUGUGAAUUGUGAACUGCUGUGUCACAUAUAAGGACUUGCUCGGUUUGAUGUUAAUCCGUGUGUAUUAGGUGUGUAUUAGGUGGGAUUAAGGGCUUGUUUGUUUCAGCUUAUAGAUUAUAUAAUCUGGAUUAUAAUCUAAAUUAUAUAAUCUAGAUUAUAACCUAGACAUAUUAUAAUCUACAUGUAGUUGUUUGGUAGUCUAGAUUAUACAAAUAUAUAUUAUUCAUAAAGACAGUAAUACCCAUGUUUGUUUGUUUGAGGUAA